Messenger RNA from Hemibagrus wyckioides, 3244 nucleotides. RefSeq names its product beta-1,4-glucuronyltransferase 1 (gene b4gat1). Lineage: Eukaryota; Metazoa; Chordata; Actinopteri; Siluriformes; Bagridae. The transcript is spliced from 2 exons. Gene Ontology annotation, molecular function: glucuronosyltransferase activity. The record is from RefSeq and is a predicted model, not a curated record. Bases 385 to 1680 code for a protein of 431 amino acids.
ACGUCAAAACCCUGCGACAACGGCACGAAGGACCGCGCUGUAAAUGAGUGAAGGAGAAGCUCGUAAUGUUUACCGAAAUAGCAAACGUGUCCAUUAUUUACACCAGGCAGGCUAUUAUUUCGCAACUGGUAAUGAUUUUGUGAUGUUAACGAUCUGAUUUAAUUCGACAGAGGAUGGAGGGUUUGUGUAAAAUCAGCUGGAGUAACGCCAGGAUCCCGUAGCUAUAGAUACGUAAAGGGUGGGAUUAGUGUGUGAGAGAGACACUGCUGGCUAAUAGUGCAGUGAUUUAGUGCAGAAAUGAAGUAGCUGUGAUAACACGUCCUGUGGGCACUACAAAGAGUUUACCUUCAUGUAUAUUCUCUAGAAAACGACAAAGUUUUUGGAAUGCAUUUCUUCAAAAAAUGCUCCGUGUUUAAAGUGGUGCUGAGUGCCCUGCUCAUUGUGGCCCUGCUGCAGCUGAUCUACCUGUCCUUCCUGUCCAAGCUGCACGGCAAACAGCAGCGCUACAAGUAUUCAGAGCUGUUCGGCUCCAAGAGGAACACGCAGACCAAUGAGAAGAACUCUAAGCGAGAACGCCUGAGGUACUCCUUAUCCAGUGGAGGCAUCUUCGACAGCAGUGGUCAGUACCGCGUGUACAAGAACCUCAUCAAGAGUGACUUCUCCACCAACCAGAAGCUGGGCGCCGAUCCCAGAUCCCAUCACCUCGCCUUGGUGACUCACACGACCAUCAACAACCUCCAUCAUUUGGAUUCUUUGCUUGAACGCUGGCAGAAUCCGCUCUCUGUGGCGAUUUUCGCUCAUGGCCAAGAUGUUAAGUUUGCCACGGCCCUUGUCUACGCUCUCAGCCUCUUCUGUCCACGCGUCCAAGCCUUGGUGGAUUUCCACCUGGUAUGCCACUCGGAGGAGAUGGCCAGCUUCCCGGAGCAAGACAGAGAGCACUUCGCUGGACUCGAGGAACAAGGUUGUCCUGGUGUCUUUGCUAAGCUUGAAGCCCACCGAGACAAGUACAAGAAUUACGCUAUGGGAAGAAACGUCUCCUACCCCAACAACCUUCUCCGCAACGUGGCCCGGACUGGCACCGACGCCGGCUACGUCCUCGUCCUCGACAUUGACAUGGUACCCAGUGCAGACCUGCAUCACCAGUUUGUGAUGAUGCUGAUGAAACGUGAGCCGGCCCCGGAUGAGGUCCUGGUCUUGCCUGCUUUUGAAAUAAGGCACACGCGCAAGAUGCCUGGUACAAAAUCCGAGCUUGCGCAGCUGUACCUGGUCGGUGAGGUGAGGCCCUUCUACGAGGAACUGUGCCCACGAUGCCAGGCGCCCACCAACUACUCCCGCUGGAUUAAUCUGGUUACCAAGAGCUCCGGGCCUCUGGAGGUGGCGUAUACGCAGAACUGGGUCGACCCGUGGGAACCCUUUUACGUCGGGGCUAAAUCAGUGCCACUGUAUGACGAGAACUUCAGACAGUACGGCUUCAACCGGAUCAGUCAAGCAUGUGAGCUCCAUGUAGCAGGUUUCAGGUUCUCGGUGGUGAGUAACGCCUUUGUGGUGCACCGUGGCUUUAAGAUUCAGGGCGACUUCCACAGCCGCAAAGACGAGGAGAACCGCAGAAACCGCCUGCUCUUCCGUAGCUUCAAGGAAGGUCUGAAAAACAAAUACCCCAACUCGCCUCGCCAUUGCUGAGGCCUGGAUCUCCUGAGGAACACCCGGGCCUCGUCAGUGCAGCUUUAGUAUACAACAAAAAUGAGUUAUGAAUGCUCCACGCUGGUGCAGAAGUGCUGAGUGUUAUAUACAAUAUGACUCUUACAGUUUCUGAUGUCUUGGCACACAACUCGCGCUCAAACACUAACAGUAUACUAAUAGUGUGCGACAAUCCAGAUGUAGGAAAUUGUGACAUGUUCUUUAACGUAUUGUUUUGUAGUUAAUGUGUCGCUACACUGGACGGAGAACAGGGUCUCUAUCAAUGUAACACUGGAAAUGAGACUCUGUGCCAAGGAGAUGAAAUCAUUCCAUCUGAUUACAUACGUCCAUGUGAAAGCUUCCUGUCUGCGUACGUAGCCUUCAGCUGUGAAGAGAAACAUGACAAGGUCCUUUGUGUCUUUACUGCGGAUAAAAACGGUCACCUUUUUCAAGCUGGUACAGUUUACCUAAGUUAACUUUAAUAGACGAAUCCGAGUCCUUCGUGCUCAGCGUGACGGCUUUACUGUGCGACAGCGAAGGCAUUACUGAUGACAAACCACAAACUGUGUUAUAUUCCAAUUGCCGCUUAGAAUAGGAGUGUAAUCAAACGUUAAGAAAUCAGAACAAAGAUAAAUACUGCACUGUUCUGAUCAUCUACUGUAGUGGAACUGCACAGUACUGAAACAGCUUCUCUUUACAUUCAUCCCAAAGCUUAAUCAGGAUCUGGAAAUUAUUAUUAUAAUAAUUAUUAUUAGGAUUAUUAAUAAUCAGAUUCUGUGUGAGUAGACCAACACUGACAAACCAAAUGCUGUUAGUAAGAGUGUACUUGAUACAAAAACGGCUGUGUGAUGCGUCUCUAGUUAUUCGCAGAUGUGAGACUGAGAGAAAAACCACUUCAGUUAUGAUUAUUGUGUGUAAAUGGUGUGACUCGUUGUAACGUAAGUAACGGUAAUGGUACGUAACGGAUAUCAAAACCCCAUAUUUUAUUAAUUAUCAUAAAUAAAGCAUCUGUGUUAAACUAUUAAAAUCGAUAUACAAUUUAUUACUGCGGAGUAAGAAGAAAAGUGAUGAUUUGUUGCCAUUUUUUUCCCUUUUAGUCUUUUCUGGUAGCAUUUUUACUGCAGCCUUUUUGCUGUGUUUUGACUAAAGCAUGUCAUUGUACAUAUUAUUAUUUUUAUUUAUUUUUGUAUGUUGAGUUCUUUGUUAAAGUCUGUCUUAACUUAUUAUUAUUAUUAUUAUUAUUAUUAUUAUUAUGAUGACUGUCCAUCACCACUCAGUGUUCUCCACUACAACUGGACCCAAAUCACGACGGCAGGAGUACAACACCACCAGCGGGGAGACGUGUAUAGCAGCUGAUGUGUGGGGAUGUGUUUUCUCCCGCUGUGUUUGUCACUGUGCCUUUGUUUCCAUUUGUAGCACUACUGAAAGUAUUUUUUAAAGGAUUUCCCUUACGUUCUUUGAUGCGGUACAUUAUACAAAGACACUAUACUGUAUCUGUCAGUAUUUGAGUAAUGCUUGAAUUGUAAGUAACUACAGGAUGUUUUAUUAUACACUGAUAAAUGAAUAA